GCUGGACCCAUUCAGAAGAAAGAGUAGAAAAAAGGACUGACAGCACGGACACACCACAGACGGUGAAGUAUGCCGGUGGUGAACGUCUUCUGCUGCGGAGCGCUGGUGCUCUGCUGGACCUGUGCAGCACUGACAGUUUCUCAUCCCUCCCCUCACCUUGCACCGUGCUACGUGGAUGACAUAUUUGCAGCACUGCGUGAAGGUGUGGGGGCCGACGGUGAACUCGCAAGCAGCAGUUUUGCUCUGUUUGGGGUCUGCGCAGUGUCUGACAGUUCAUCGGGAUCAGUCUUACUGGAGCUCGCCAAGGAAACGAGCAGAAGCCAGAGAAGAGGUUUGGAGGUUUUGCAUCCAACUGGAGUGCUUGUGACUGAGGAAGAUGACAGAGGAGCUCUGGAGUUGACCUUUGACCUGCCUCAGUCUCCUCUGCUCAGGCUGAGCCCCGUGCUGCUCCUGGCGUUUCAAAGUCCACUUAAAGGUGACGACCUGAACGUGACUUUCUCUAGUCUGUCUUUGCAGCCUCACACACAGUCUGUGUGCAUUUCAGCAGAAACACAGUACAUACUGCUGACAGGAAACGCAUCAGACGCCAGCUUUGUUCAGAAAUGGAGGAUUUCUGUCGAGGCCAAGUCCCCUGAUCUGAAGCCGAACCUUAAAGACAUGCUCAUUGGUGAGAAAUUAGGAAGUGGCAUCAAUAUAUCUCCACUUCUGCUUUUCUCUGGGGGAACUGAGACAAGACGUGUUUCAGGAUCAACCUCCUCCUCGUCACAGACCUUCUCCUUCCUGUGUGAGCUGAGGCGCUUCCUGUGCGAUGUCUUGCCUCAGGACCGCCCUGAGUCCCCUCAGCUCCAGCUGGACUCCCUACAGUCCAUGCCCCAGCUAUCGCUGGGCUUGUCCUCCAGCGAGACCCUGCUGGCGGGGCUGAUCAACUCCUCGUCCCCCACCGUCUUCUCCUUCUCUCGAUGGGGCUCCAUGCUUCAGGUGCAUCAUGGACAGUUGGCUCUGUCUCCUUCUCUGUUGGAGGAGCUCAGGCAGAGGGUGGAGCAGACUGAGAUGCAGAUGAUGGAGGUGAUAAGGGGAAAGGAGGUGGGUAGCAGGGCCACAGAGAGGCUGGGGAGGCUCAAAGAACUCAGUGCGUUACCAGAGAAGGAACCGGCAGCAGGAGAGAGCCAGUACCGCGCCUUUCUUCUCCUGAAGGCCCUGCAGACGGUGACCCGUACCUACGAGCUGCAGAUAGGAGUGCGGAACACCAGAGCGGGCUCCAAUGACCCGGCGAGGGGCAACAUCUGCAGCCUGAGGAGUCUCACCGUGUCCCUCGAGAGGCAUCUUGUGGGGCCAAACACGGCCGUCAUCAACAACUGCCGAGGCUCUUGCACGUUCCCCCUGUUCAACGCCAUCAACCAUGCCGUCCUGCUCAACUCCCACAUCGAGAGCGAGAACGUGGACGAGCGCGCCCCGUGCUGCGUGCCUGUGGCCUACGAGGCCCUUGAGGUGGUGGACUUGAACGAACAUGGUACUUAUCUCUCCGUUAAACCAGAUGUUGUGGCAAAGGAGUGUGGAUGCCGCUAAAGCUGUUUUUGGAGACUAUUCAUGACACCAAAGAAAUUUUAGUUGUUUAAUAGUAACUGUAGCUUGUUAGAUGAAGUAAGUGUCAUAUGCACAGUGUUAAUACACAUAUUUAUUCAGGGAGGUCUUUUUAAUAUGUUGGAGUAAAUGCACACAGCAAAAUGUUCCUCUCACUCACUACUAACAAGAUUUAUUGAAAACUAAAAUAUACAUGUUAACAGAUAUUUGAUGUUAUGAUUCAAGUAUCAGUAUUAUCAUCUUCCACUGUUUGUAAAUCUAUCUUAAGAAGUUCUCUGAAAAGACAUUGUUCAAUCAAAUUAAAAAGCACAUUUUGAAGGAGUGUUUUGAAAUAUUGAUUUAAUAUGAUAAAUAUUUCUGAAUAAAUAUUUUUUUCUCUGACAUAUAAAUUAAUAUGUUACAUUUUCUAUCCUUAUAUCAUUAAAUUGAAAGUGUAA
Molecule: messenger RNA, 2018 nt
Organism: Paralichthys olivaceus (Japanese flounder)
Lineage: Eukaryota; Metazoa; Chordata; Actinopteri; Pleuronectiformes; Paralichthyidae
Gene: amh
Product: anti-Mullerian hormone
Biological process (GO): gonad development
Molecular function (GO): growth factor activity
Source: RefSeq, a predicted model, not a curated record